Messenger RNA from Ambispora leptoticha, 1326 nucleotides. Lineage: Eukaryota; Fungi; Glomeromycota; Glomeromycetes; Archaeosporales; Ambisporaceae. The record is from the annotation of a GenBank genome assembly.
AUGGUUAAAAAGAAGAGUGGAAGAACGCUGAACCCGGCCGAUGCACAUCGCAAGGCGAUGCGGCAAAAGGAGAUUAAAAAGGUAUGGUUUUCAAAUGUGCCUUGUUCUUCGGGAGGUAUCUCAUCCAACAACAAGGCUGAGAGGAAGCGUGUGCGUACAAUGGUAAUGGUACGUAAGGAUACCACGAAAUUGGAGGAAGAAGUUGCUCGAUACAUAGCUUUAGAUAAAGAGAAAAAAUUAGACAAAAAUGGAAAAGCAAAACUAAAAGACCUGCAAGACAAGUUGUCGAAGAUUGUGGAGACCAAGAAGGCUCAUGGAAUCAAUUUGAAAAAGGAAAUUAGACCAAAAACCGAUCACGCACCCAUAUACUUUCAUCCUACAUUAAAUCCAUCAGGAUUACCUCCACCGGGAUCCGAAGAGAAGUCAGGAUCUGAAGAUGGCGGAGAAAAUAAAGAUGAAUCAGAAGAAGAGGAAAUUCCUCUUCCGCCCGGUCAACCGCCAGCAAACAAAGACUCAUCAGAUAAUGACUUACCAGACCUACCACCCGUAGUCCCAUCAAUAAGGACUCCACAAAAUCUACCACCAACAGGAGGACAAGCAAUGAUGCCUCCUCCGUUCGGUUACACUGGUGCACCUGGCACAAUACCAUCAAAUUCCCCAUUUGGUGGACCACCUCCAAGUCCUUUUGCUACUUAUAAUGGACUUCAUGGACCUCAUCCAAUUAGACCACAGAUGAGAGCACCGCCUCCACCUCCAUUUGCUGGAGGAAUUGGCAAACCACAUUCAUUAAAUCCACAAUUUUCUGCGCCACCAGGAGUUCCGGGUAAUCUAAUGCCUAUGACACGACCAUACCCUCAACACAUACCACCAUUAUCUCCAUCUUCACAAGCGACAACAGCACAAGGCACGAAUUUAUCCCAAAUGAAGAUGGGUGUAUCACCCAAUAAGACUAUUGUCACAGCCACUCCAGUUAUUCAAGCUGAGCCUCAAGUACGUAAUCUCCAAAAAGAACUCACAACACUUGUCCCUGCUGCUUUACUUCGUAAGAAAGCUUCAGCAUCAAAACCAAAAGUGUCUAGACCUAUAGUGAAUGCUGCACCUAAUAUAGACGAUGAAAGCGAAAGCUUAGUUCCUCCUGUUAAAAGAUCAGCUUCAUCUGUGUUACCAGUGAUAACGCAAUCAUCGUCAAUAUCAGCCACAGCUCAAGAAGAAUCAAAUGAUCAACAAAAGUCAUCAUCGACUGCUCCUCCAACAAAAAAAGCAAAGACUAAAAAGAAGUAUGAUGAAUAUGAGAAAUUUAUGUCUGAAAUGCAGGAUUUAUUAUAG